GUCAUCGCGUGCUCGCCAUCCCGAAGAUGAAUCAGCCUGAACGGUCCAAGGGCAAAUCCAAAAAGCGUCGCGCUUCCAAAUCAAGCCGGAAGAUGGAGCACUCGACCACCUCGUCAAACGCGGACCAUUCGGUGAGGCAGACUCCGGAGAAGACGACUACUAGCGCUGGCCAGCCAUCCGAUUCUGAAACACUCGCCGCGACGGUUAAGAAAAGCGGGGAGAAACGACAGUCACCCAGGCGUUCAGCGUCAACGACGUUUCAGUCACAACGUCGACACAGCAAGUCUCACAGCCUCUCCACCGGUCCCGCGUCCUUAACGCAUCAAAGCCAAGCCGCUCACGAAUCUCUAGCAGGUCAAGGGGGCGCCAAUACUUCAUUGCUGGGCACGGCAGUGCUGUCAUCGUUGUCAACGUCAACACCCACAGGUGGCGGAACCCUCUCAUCAGAGAGCUCGCCAAAGUCCUGCAAUCGGGGCGAGGCGACCAUCGAAUGGCUAGGCAGUCAACCAGCCACCGCACCUGUCGAUACGGCUCAGUCGAAGCAGGUCGGAGAACAAGCGGCAAUGAAGACGGCAGGCCAGGUCGCCGUCGGUGUGCCCCCGGCGCCAGAGAAGGAAGAAGCAAAACCGAUGGUUGAACAUAGCGAGAGGCAGCAACCAGCGCAACCGAAGGCCCAACCAGUCGAAGAGGAGCCACCAAAGAGGGCGCCACUGAGCACGCAUGCUCAGACUUAUACGGCGACCAAAGCGGGGACGCCGCCUUUGAUAGAUCCAGCGGACAAGCCGGUGCCACCGGUGUUGGCACCAGAGAUGAAAGCGGAAGCGAAGCCCGAGACGCAAAAACCGAAGCAGGAAAAGCAGCAGACGGCAGGCAACAGUAUACGCAUACAGACCGAUACGCCGCCUUUGACAAAGCUUCAAGAAGGGCAUGUGCCCGUCUUGGUGGACACGGCGACGCAGUCCUGUAACCACACAGCCGUACCGCUAGCGCAUCGGAAUGCCGCAGUCGACACGGGAGCAGACGCUCCCAACGACUUCUGGGUGUCGCCCAGUAGCGACCCGGAGCUUCCUUUCGCCUCCGCCGAGUACACGUCGCCCCCAGAGGGUGCGGCCGGCGCCAAGGCAACGGCUGUGAGAGGCGCCCGGAAGGCUGAUCGCAAGCGCUUCGAGAGCACGGCUACCGUGGGUGUAGGCCGCAAAUCCAUGGCCGCGACCAGUGAAGCGGGCGGCGGUGUCACUACGGAAGCGACGGUCAUGAUGGACGUGAACCCGUACGUGCGUUACCCGCUGCUCAUCAUGAACCUACUCAUAUGGCUCAUGGGUGUGACACUACUGCUGGUCGGCGCGUACGCCUACGUGGACACGUGGACCCAGUCGGAGAUCCCGUCGCAUUCGACUUCCUACAACAUCUACAGCAUGUUCGUGAUCAAGAUGGAGAUCACGGUGAUGCUGUUCGGCACGGUGACCAUGUCGUUGUCGUUCUGCGGCUGCGUCGGUGCGCUGCGUGAAAACACCUGCCUGUUGAACGUCUACUCCUCGUUCAUCACCGCGUUGCUGCUCAUCAACCUGGUCGUGGGCCUCAUCGUCUUCUUCCUGCCGUCGCAGAUCAAGAAACUGCUCUCCGAGACGUUCUCCAUGGAGCUCAUUGUCCACUACCGGGACUCGCCGGACUUCCAGAGGCUCAUGGACAGCAUACAGGAGCGGAUGCAGUGCUGCGGCAUUUCGAGAAGGAACUUCAGGGACUGGAACGCCAACAUGUACUUCAACUGCUCCCGCGCCAACCCGAGCAGUGAGCGCUGUUCCGUGCCUUAUUCGUGCUGCAAGCGCAACAGUACCAACCAGGUGGUCAGCCUUUCGUGCGGCCGCAACGUCCUCAACAUGACCGACUACGACGCCUGGUUCCAGGUGUACACGGGCAACUGCCUCGACUCGGCGCACCGAUACGUGCGCGAGAACGUCACCAUCAUCACGGGACUCUGUCUCGUCUUCGUCAUCGUGCUCGCCUUCGUGCAGAUGGUCACGCAGGCGCUGAUCGACGAGAUACUCAUCAUACGCCGCAUCUACGAGAAGUUCUACGAGCGGGCCUACGACAUUCGCGCCGCCCAGGAGCAGACUGAACCGUCUGCCAACUAACGGGCGUUGCGCUAGCUGCAGCCACGGCAAAGUCAACAGGUGCACGGUACAGAAGGCAGAACAUGGACUCAUAUGCGAGAACAAACUCCGCAACUUGGUUCGGUCGCGGUCACUAUGUUAGUGUCUGUUGAUGUCUGUUAGGCUCUGGAACUGUUCCUUAGUGUCAACGAAGUACUGCAAGUACAAGCGCUGCCAAAGAACUGUGCAACCUCGUUGUGUUCAAUUUGGCGGCGUCUGCAGGAGCACAAUUUCUUGGUGAGGAUGACCUGCGGAUGGGUACACAGUUCAAGAGACAAGUCCCGCAAGACGUUGCCAGAAUCUGCAGGGUCCUUAUUGCGCGGUAAUUGCUUUGCUACGGUCGCUGGCCAACGCUGACGUUAUCGGUGACCCCUGUAAAGCAACUUUGGAGAUCCCUUGCAGGGCAUUGUUGCAACAAGGCUGGGCUCUGGGCAACGCCUUGUUGUGAUCUCCGCAGAAGCUGACGAUGACCAGAAAGUUCAGUGAAGGUUUGCGAAAAGUACAGGGCAACGGGCUCGCAUCCUUCUGUCAUGUGCAUUACUGUUGGCAUUCCGUGAGCUGCGCAGCGUCGCAAACUUGGUUGUCGUUUAUAUAUGCUGUAGAUAGACGAUUUUUAAAAGGAUUAUAAUGUACCAGCAAUUCUUUUCGCUGUACAGAGCAGGUGCGAAACCUGUGAGCGCGUUUUCUGUUUGCAUUCUUUUCCUUUUUUUUUUUAUUUUCGCGUGUGUCUGUUCUAUACCCCAUCGUGGAUAUAUGGGGUACCUCGACGAGAAUUGUAGUUGUACAUAAGCGAUAAGCGAGUCAAUGCUUUACUGAUUGUGUAUUUGGCAUUUUAUUAUAAGUUUUAACGCAAGUGCUAAACUUUCUGCCCUUUGCACGCCUUUCCCUUUUAUCGUUCACUUCGCCUUGCGCAUACGCUGGGUUCUCUUUCCGCCGUUCCUUUAUUCAGCGAGAAGUCGCAUACGUAUACGUACUGCUGCGCGCAGUUAUUUCUGAUUAACUCUUGCAGCAAAUAAAAUGACGCGGUAGUAGCUCCAAUUUUGGCACGCCCUAAAC
Molecule: messenger RNA, 3206 nt
Organism: Dermacentor silvarum
Lineage: Eukaryota; Metazoa; Arthropoda; Arachnida; Ixodida; Ixodidae
Exons: 7
Coding region: 27-2132 (701 amino acids)
Cellular component (GO): membrane
Source: RefSeq, a predicted model, not a curated record